AUAAUAAGUUACUGUAAUUUUCGGAGUUUCCAAAAUCACUGCACUGUGGUAAAGACAACUUCCGAUCACCAUACCACCGCCGCUGAUAACCCAGCUCCGCUCGUCACAUGGCGGAAUUCCUUGACCUGGAGUCGCAAGACUCUGUCCGCAUGCCGUGGAACGUCCUCCCUGGGACGAAAGCCGACGCCGCGAACUGCGUCAUCCCGAUCUCCGCUGUCUACACCCCCUUAAAACCCCUCCCCGCUGCCACCCCACUUCUCCCUUAUUCCCCGCUUCGGUGCCGCAACUGCCGAUCGGUGAUCAGUCCGUUCUCGAUCGUCGAUUUCUCCUCCAUCAACAAGAUUUGGAUCUGCAGCUUCUGCCUCCAACGUAACCACUUCCCGCCACAUUACCAGUCGAUUUCUGAACAGAAUUUGCCGGCGGAGCUCUUCCCGCAGUACACUACGAUUGAGUACGAGACUACUGCUCCACAUGAGAAGGCGCAGGCUGGGAGUAGUAACGUUUUCUUGUUUGUCGUGGACACUUGUGUUAUUGAGGAGGAAUUAGGGUUCUUGAAAUCCGCUCUGUUGCAGGUCUUAGGAAUGGUGCCUGAGAAUUGUUUGAUUGGAUUAAUUACUUUUGGGACAUAUGUGCAUGUUCAUGAGCUGGGGUUUGGCCAGCUCCCAAAAGUUCAUGUGUUCAAGGGGACAAAGGAGGUCACUAAAGAUCAGUUGUUGGAGCAGAUGGGCUUCUUUACAAAAAGGCCGAGGCCAACUACGGGUGUCAUUGCAGGAGUCAGAGAUGGGCUGUCACAGGAGAGUGUUGCGAGGUUCUUGUUGCCUGCAUCCGAUUGUGAGUUCGUUCUAAAUUCGAUUUUAGAGGAGCUUCAGAAAGAUCCUUGGCCAGUGCCAUCAGAUCAACGUGCUGCAAGGUGUACUGGUACAGCUUUGAGUUUGGCUGCUCAUUUAUUGGGAGUAUGUGUUCCUGGUUCGGGUGCUAGAAUUAUGGCAUUUUUAGGUGGACCCUCAACAGAAGGGCCAGGCGCUAUUGUGUCUAAAAAUCUGUCUGAACCUAUUCGUUCACACAAGGAUCUGGACAAAGAUUCUGUUCCUCACUAUCACAAAGCUGUGAAGUUCUACGAAGCACUUUCAAAGCAACUUGUUCAUCAGGGACAUGUGCUAGAUGUUUUUGCUUGUGCACUUGAUCAGGUUGGAGUUGCUGAGCUUAAAGUAGCAAUUGAAAAAACUGGAGGGCUUGUUGUUCUAGCUGAAAGUUUUGGCCAUUCGGUUUUCAAGGACUCUUUAAGACGUGUUUUUCAGUCUGGUGAUAAUGAUCUGGGACUGUCAUCAAAUGGUAUAUUUGAGAUUAACUGCUCAAAGGAUAUCAAAAUUCAGGGAAUUAUUGGUCCUUGUGCAUCACUUGACAAGAAAGGUCCUUUGUGCUCUGAAACUGUCAUUGGCCAAGGAAAUACCACGGCAUGGAAGUUGUGUGGCCUUGACAAAACUACUUCUUUGUGUAUAAUAUUUGAUGUUAUCAAGAAAGAGAACCCAGAUAUUAUUGCUCAAUCAGCUAACAACCAGUUCUUUUUCCAGUUUCUAACUUAUUAUCAGCAUGGUAGUGGACAAAUGAGGCUUCGUGCUACUACUCUCUCCAGAAGAUGGGUUGCUGGACCUGGAAUCAAAGAGGACCUAAUAUCUGGAUUUGACCAAGAAGCAGCUGCUGUGGUAAUGGCACGCCAAGUUUCUUUCAAAAUGGAAACCGAGGCAGAAUUUGACCCUAUAAGAUGGCUGGAUAAAUCGUUGAUACAUAUUUGUUCACAAUUUGGGGAAUACCAGAAGGACAGCCCAUCUUCUUUCAGUUUAUCCCCUAGAUUAUCAAUAUUUCCGCAGUUCAUGUUCCAUCUACGCCGUUCACAAUUCGUCCAGGUCUUCAACAAUAGCCCUGAUGAGACAGCAUACUUUAGGAUGAUUCUAAACAGAGAAAACAUUGCUAAUUCGGUUGUCAUGAUUCAACCUUCCUUGAUCUCCUACUCUUUCCAAUCUGGACCAGAACCUGCUCUUCUUGAUGUGGCUUCCAUUGCUGCUGAUAGGAUCCUCCUUCUGGAUUCAUAUUUCACUAUUGUUGUAUUUCAUGGGUCUACUAUUGCUCAAUGGCGAAAAGCUGGAUAUCAUGAACUGCCCGAACAUCAGGCUUUCGCUCACUUGCUACAAGCUCCACGUGAUGAUGCGGAUGCCAUAAUAAGAGAGAGAUUUCCAGUGCCUCGCCUUGUAAUCUGUGAUCAGCAUGGUUCUCAGGCCCGUUUUCUGCUAGCAAAAUUGAAUCCGUCAGCUACUUAUAAUUCAGAUGGUGUGGCUCCUGGAGGUGAUGUCAUCUUCACUGAUGAUGUCAGCUUUGAGGUCUUCUUAGACCACCUUCAGCGCUUGGCAGUUCAAUAAGAUUGCUCUUAAGAACUUUGAGAGGCAUUUUUUAGAAGGAAUUGCUUAACCACUUGAGCGAGUUGACGCGACAGACUUACUCAAAGGACACACACACGCUUGGAGUGGGAGGCAGCACAGGGUGAUAUCUGCUCUGUUUUGAAUGUGCGAUCACGGCAGUCGGCGCCAGAGAAGUAAGACUAAAAGGCUUUUUCUCUUCAAGAAAAUCUUGUAUGUUGGUGCGUCUGAUAUGAUGUAAAAGAAAUAUUGGUUUUUGUGUUAUAAACAUUCUAUGCGGUUACUCAUAGGAAUAAGUAUGCAAUUAUCCUGCUCGUCAGAGUCGAAGCUGAUAUACGAGCGAGCAAUCUGUUUCCUGUUGUAUUGAACAGCAGCUGAUUCAUAUGUUGAAUCUGGAAAUUGAGUUUGAGAGAGGAAGAUACUACUAGGGUUGAGUUUUAAUUUUCUUUGCAUGGCAUUUUAUGCAAAUUUAGAGAUGUGCGAUGUUCGAAAUGGUUACCCUUUUUACAUUAUAUUUUUGUGUGGUUGAUUUGUAUUUGAGAUUGUCAUUGUUUAGCAUGAACGGGGGAAGAUGACAUGUUGAAAGAGU
Messenger RNA from Sesamum indicum (sesame), 3000 nucleotides. The record is from RefSeq and is a predicted model, not a curated record. NCBI's taxonomy places the organism in Eukaryota, Viridiplantae, Streptophyta, Magnoliopsida, Lamiales, Pedaliaceae.